AUGGCACUGGAGACUCACAAUUGCUCUCUGAGGCUAAAACAGAUAAUCUGGUGUCUGAGCCAAGUGGCCCAGCCCGCCCCGCCCCGCCCCACGCAGGCGCAGACUGGUCGCUUCGAGCCCAGUGGCGGGAAAGUCUGCGAGCUCCUGCACGUCAGGGCCGCCGGCUCUGUUAGGCUCCGGAGGACUCGCGGGGAGCGGCUGGGCCUCCGCAUGAUGAACUGUGAACUCCUAGCCACAUGUAGCGCCCUUGGGUACCUGGAAGGAGGCACUUACCACAAGGAGCCAGACUGCCUAGAGAGUGUGAAGGAUUUGAUCCGCUACCUGAGGCAUGAGGACGAGACGAGAGAUGUGCGGCAGCAGCUGGGAGCUGCGCAGAUCCUGCAGAAUGACCUUCUGCCCAUCCUCACGCAGCACCGCCAGGACAAGGCUCUCUUCGAUGCUGUCAUCAGGCUGAUGGUAAAUUUGACCCAGCCAGCCUUGCUCUGCUUUGGCAGCGUGCCCAAGGACCCUAGUGUACGGCACCAUUUCCUGCAGGUUCUGACUUACCUGCAGGCCUAUAAAGAGGCCUUUGCCAGUGAGAAGGCAUUUGGAGUCCUCAGUGAAACUCUGUAUGAACUGCUGCAGCUGGGUUGGGAGGAUCGGCAGGAAGAAGACAACUUGCUGAUUGAGCGGGUCCUGCUGCUGGUCAGGAAUAUUCUCCAUGUCCCAGCGGACCCUGAGCAGGAGAAGCGGAUCGAUGACGAUGCCAGCAUCCAUGACCGGCUUCUUUGGGCGAUGCAUCUCAGCGGCAUGGACGACUUGCUUCUCUUCCUGUCCAGCUCAUCCGCUGAGCAGCAGUGGAGCCUCCACGUCCUGGAGAUUGUUUCUCUCAUGUUCCGAGACCAGAACCCUGAGCAGCUAGCAGGAGUAGGACAGGGACGCUCGGCUCAGGAGCGGAGCACGGAUGUGGCCGAAUUGGAGGUGCUGCGCCAACGGGAGAUGGCAGAGAAGAGAACGCGAGUCUUCCAGCGAGGCAACAGGCACUCUCAAUUUGGGGGUUCAUACAUCGUCCAGGGCUUGAAGUCAAUUGGGGAGAGAGACGUUGUCUUUCACAAAGGCCUUCACAACCUCCGAAACUACAGUUCAGAUCUGGGAAAGCAGCCGAGGAGGGUGCCUAAGCGUCGCCAGGCUGCCCAGGACCUGCCCAGUCAUCGCCGCUCCGCCCUCAACGUGAGGCUUUUCCUCAGAGACUUCUGCUCCGAGUUCCUGGAGAACUGUUACAACGCGCUCAUGGGCGCGGUCAAGGAUCACCUGCUUCGGGAGAGAGCCCAGCAGCACGACGAGACCUACUACAUGUGGGCUAUGGCGUUCUUCAUGGCCUUCAACCGAGCCGCCUCUUUCCGCCCCGGCUUCGUUUCUGAGACCCUCAGUGUCCGCACCUUCCACUUCGUGGAGCAGAACCUCACCAACUACUAUGAGAUGAUGCUGACGGACCGCAAGGAGGCCGCCUCCUGGGCACGCCGGAUGCACCUGGCCCUGAAGGCCUACCAGGAGCUGCUGGCCACGGUCAAUGAGAUGGAUGCGAGCCCAGACGAGGCCGUGCGGGAAAGCGGCCGCAUCAUCAAAAACAACAUUUUCUAUAUGAUGGAGUACCGAGAACUGUUUCUGGCACUCUUCCGAAAGUUUGAUGAGAGAUACCAUCCACGUUCGUUCCUUUGUGACCUGGUGGAAACCACCCACCUCUUCCUCAAAAUGUUGGAGCGGUUUUGUCGGAGCCGCGGGAACCUGAUGGUGCAGAACAAGAGAAAAAAGAGAAAAAAGAAAAAGAAGGCUCAAAACCAAGGCGUUGCGUGUGGGGACGUCUCCCGCAGCCCUGGGGAGCUGGAGGCCGUGUGGCCAGCCCUGGCAGAGAAGCUGCUGCGUUGUGCCCAGGAUCCUGAGCUUGGUGUAGAGGACAUCAUUCCCUUUGAUGCGGCCUCAGAGGUGCCAGUGGAAGAGCAGCGGGUAGAAGCCAUGGUGAGGAUCCAAGACUGCCUUCUCGCUGGCCAGGCCCCGCAAGCCCUGGCCCUCCUGCGAUCUGCCCGGGAAGUGUGGCCCGAAGGAAACGUGUUUGGCUCUCCUGUCAUUUCCCCAGGGGAAGAAAUGCAGUUGCUGAAACAAAUCCUGUCUGCACCCCUCCCCCGGCAGCAGGAGCCAGUAGAAGGAGAUGACGAGGAGGAGGAGGAGGACCAGGAGGAGGAAGAGGAGUUACAAGCGGUCCAGGUGUCAGAGAAGGAGUUCAACUUUUUGGACUACUUGAAACGCUUCGCGUGCUCAACCAUCGUACGAGCCUACGCGCUGCUUCUGCGGAGCUACCAGCGGAACAGCGCUCAUACCAAUCACUGCAUCGCCAAGAUGCUGCACCGGCUGGCCCAUGACCUGGGGAUGGAGGCCCUGCUGUUCCAGCUCUCCCUCUUCCACCUCUUCCAUCGGCUGCUUAGUGACCCAGCUGCUGGAGCCUACAAAGAGCUAGUGACUUUUGCCAAAUACAUCCUUGGCAAGUUCUUCGCCUUGGCUGCAGUCAACCAAAAAGCGUUUGUGGAGCUGUUGUUCUGGAAGAACACGGCAGUGGUUCGAGAGAUGACUCAGGGAUACGGCUCCGUCGACAGUGGGUCUUCCAGUCACAGAGCCCCUGUGUGGAGCCCUGAGGAGGAGGCCCAGCUGCAGGAACUGUACCUCGCCCAUAAGGAUGUGGAAGGUCAGGAUGUGGUGGAAACCAUCUUGGCACACCUGAAGACCGCUCCUCGGACACGCAAGCAGAUCAUCAACCAUCUGGUACGGAUGGGCCUGGCCGACAGCGUCAAGGACUUCCAGAGGAAAGGGACCCAGCUCGUCUUAUGGACAGAGGAUCAGGAGCUGGAGCUGCAGCGCCUCUUUGAGGAGUUUCAGGACUCGGAUGAUGUCCUUGGUCAUAUCAUGAAGAAUGUCACAGCCAAACGUUCUCGGGCUCGCAUAGUGGAUAAACUGCUGGCCCUGGGCUUGGUGUCUGAACGGCGGCAGCUAUACAAGAAACGGAGAAAGAAGUUGGCGCCCUCUUGCGUGCCAAGUGGAGAAGAGACCUUGAAGGAUUCUCGGUGUGAUGAUCUGGAAGAGGAGGAAGACUUGCCAGAGGAAGAGAGUGAAGAAGACGAGGACCAGGAGGAAGGCUUACAAGCAGAGGCAGUUCAGGGCAGCUCGUUUCCCUCUGCUGAAAACCUUGGUCGAAGCCUGCGCCAGGAGGGCCUCUCUGCUCCCCUCCUGUGGCUCCAGAACUGCCUGGUUCGCGCAGCAGGUGACCGGGAAGAGAACGGCUGCUCCCAGCCAAUCCCUCUGGUGCCUCUGACAGAAGAAAACGAGGAAGCAAUGGAGAACGGACAGUUUCAGCGUCUGCUACGCAAGCUAGGGAUGCGGUCCCCGACCUUAGGGCAGGAAACCUUCUGGCGAAUUCCAGCCAAGCUGACCUCCACCCAGCUCCGGAGACUGGCAGCUUCUUUGAAUCAACGAGAAAAAGAGGAGGGAAGGGAACAAGAGGCAGAGCCACAUCCAGGGGUCCCUGGAGAGCAGAGUCCCGAUGAUGAGCCCCAGGCCGAAGCCCCGAGAGCCUUCCCCUCAGCCCGUAAGAAGAAAGCGGGCCUGGCAUCGCCAGAAGAGGAGGAGACCGCUGGGGAGAAAGAGUGGAAACCAGAGCCCAAGAAACGACAGUUGCUGGACAGUGAUGAAGAGGAAGACGAUGAGGGGAGGAGGCAAGCACCAGCACUGGGAACUCCAGUAAUCCACAAGAAGAAACGAUUUCAAAUUGAGGAUGACGAUGAGGAUGGCUGAAAAGAUGCCUCGUGCCAGAGGCGGUGGGAGUUGGGUGGCCCAGAAGCUACCCUGCCUGCACU
Molecule: messenger RNA, 3881 nt
Organism: Acomys russatus (golden spiny mouse)
Lineage: Eukaryota; Metazoa; Chordata; Mammalia; Rodentia; Muridae
Gene: Timeless
Product: timeless circadian regulator
Exons: 30
Coding region: 1-3819 (1272 amino acids)
Biological process (GO): DNA replication checkpoint signaling; DNA repair; replication fork arrest
Cellular component (GO): replication fork protection complex
Molecular function (GO): DNA binding
Source: RefSeq, a predicted model, not a curated record